Messenger RNA from Aphanomyces invadans, 747 nucleotides. RefSeq lists its product as hypothetical. The coding region runs from base 57 to 704 and encodes 215 amino acids. Lineage: Eukaryota; Oomycota; Saprolegniomycetes; Saprolegniales; Verrucalvaceae. The transcript has 3 exons. The record is from RefSeq and is a predicted model, not a curated record. Gene Ontology annotation, molecular function: GTP binding; GTPase activity.
CCACCCCUGACGAAAGAGAGGCCGGAACAGCAAAAACCUGAGCGCAGUCAACCAGGAUGGCCGACGUGGCAAGUCAAGCGAAGCCGGUAUCGAUCACGCCCUUGGCCAAGUACAAGCUGGUGUUCCUUGGAGAUCAAGGUGUCGGGAAGACCUCGAUGAUCACGAGGUUCAUGUACGACACGUUUGACAACGCGUACCAGGCGACAAUUGGGAUAGAUUUUCUCUCCAAGACCAUGUACUUGGAAAAUCGCACGGUUCGGCUGCAAUUGUGGGACACUGCCGGCCAAGAGCGUUUCCGAAGCUUGAUCCCAAGUUACAUUCGUGAUUCGUCGGUGGCUGUCGUCGUCUACGACAUUUCGAACCGCGCGUCAUUUCUCAACACGUCGAAAUGGAUCGAAGACGUGCGGGCCGAACGCGGACAAGACGUUGUGAUCAUGCUUGUGGGUAACAAAACAGACAUUGCCGACCGGCGCCAGGUGUCCAUAGACGAAGGCGCUGACAAGGCGAAGGAGGACAAUGUGAUGUUCAUCGAGACGAGUGCAAAGGCAGGGCACAACAUCAAGACGCUCUUUCGGAAGCUUGCGACUGUCCUACCCGGCUUAGAAGAUGCUGCCGCUCCCGGCGAGUCCAAUCUGGUUGACAUCAAACUCGUGGCUGCACCCACUCCAAAGGACACGGUGGCCGCAGAAUCGUGCGGCUGUUAAACAUCAAAAUCGUCAUAACAUAAUUCACACGCUUUUUACUAGA